ACAGAAGAUGCAGCAGUCCGUCACUGGAGGAGCUCUUCAGUUCAAUAGCUUCAUGUAUGACUAGUCUCUAAAAACUGGAACACCUGCCUGAAAAUCAGCAUGAAGAAUGCGCCAAUGACCAAGUUAUCCACCAGAUGGCAGUCUUACAUCUUUGUAAUUAUUAUAAGUGCAGAGUGUUGAUUUAAUAUUUAAGAUUUGUAAACUACAGACAAAAUUCAUAUGCAUUGAGUGUAUGGGGUAAGUUGAACCGCGUCACACUUUUCAGAUUUCAGUUUUCCAAAAUAAAAUAAUAAACAUACGUUACACUUCAUAGCUAUCCACUACUUUGUGUUGAUUACUCCAUUAAAAUUAAAUGAAAUUGAGAUGCCUUCUUGAUAUCAAACUGCAGAUGGCACCAGAGCAACAUGCCUAAAGCUGGAGCCACAAGGUUAAAUUAGAAACAUUUUCUACUGGGAAGCUUUGGCCUACUUCUGUGAGCAACAUCAUAUUAAUAAAUAGUUUUUUUAAAUUUACAUUGUGAGGGAAAUGGGUCGAAGAGAGAAGUAUUAAACAAGCAAGAUGGAGCAAUCGUGAAGUAAAGCUUCCCUCCAUGUUCAGUAGAACAAGGUAUUUGGAGGAACUUCUCUAAAGUGUCUUUGCAAAUUAAACCAUCUCUUCUAAUCAUAGCUCAUAAUUAGACCAUGCUGAGUUUGUUAUUGUCUUCCUUUCAUGUAGCAUCAGAAAAAAGAUAGGGGAUUUAGUGCAAAUUAGCUUGGCUCUCUCAAUUAUGAAAGCAACAUUUAAUCAGCUUACUCGCAUUCCGUUGGGAUUCCCGCCCAAUUCCGUCCAACGACUCGCGGUGAGUACAAGACGGAAUAUUUUACGAGCCACGCAGCCGUUACGAAUGGGAACUGAAGGUAUUUAAAACAAGAUGUCCACAGACUGCAGAUGAACUCAUUCCCAGAGCGGGCUCCCUUCAGGGUCAUGCUGGACUUCUAAACACGCCAAAGUGAUCCCGGGAGUGUUGUGGCAUUUAUAGCGCAAAAGUGGUUUUUAUUGGCACCGUUUACAUUCCCAUGGACUGCUGAUCUUAAAUGACUAUAGCUCCUUCUGUGCCUGGCUUUUCCCAUAUUCUAACAUCUUUGUGUAAUCAUGUGCAAAAGGCUUAAAGCAUCUCUUAAGUUUUUGUGUUUUACAGUAAGGAACAGAUUUUUAAAAUCAACCCAGUGGUGCCAAAGAAUCAGGAUACAGAUAAUCUUCCGACUUCCAACAAACUAUUGACUUGAUCAUUUGAUAAUUUGACAUUAGGGACAAGACAAGAAGAGGGCAGGUGCGCUUUGAUUAUAAGUUUUCCUUUAAUUUUCUCAGUUCUUUCAACGUGAGACGUUGGACAACUCAAUGUGAUUUUGGCGAGAACUGCACGAAGACAACAGAAUUGACAUUUUAUUUAUCAGGAACAUGAGGAGGAAGACUGUCGUCUUCUGAGAUUUGGCGUUAUGGGACUGUCACUGAAACGGUUGAGAACUCAUCCAAACAAACGUGUAGUUAUAUGAAGAGACAGUUGUCAUACCUGGAUGUGUCUCGUCUUGAUUUGUUUGUUCCGAGAGUGCUGGGUUCCUUUCAUUCCCUCUCAAAGGCAGGCAAAAAUAGCCUCUCUUACUCACGGUGAAAAAGUAAGCUGUUUUCGUAUCUUUAUUUGAAGAGACAACUGAAAUCACAAAGGUUUUAUUUUAGGUUUUAAACAAAGGAGUGUCUUUUUGUGUCCUGGUUGUUGUCAGAGUCAGCAGGUUUGUGGAAAGCAAGCAGAAAGUGCGCGCGGAACAGAACUGAAGGUACCGACAGAGAACUCAACCAAUAUCCUUUGUUUUUUAUGCGAUACAAUGUGAUGCGGUCAUGUUCCUGCUGUUUCUGGACCAGUGCUCUCGCUUCGCUGCUCAGUGUUUCUUAACAUUGACUUGCAAAAUCAUUCAUCUCGAAAUUGACAUUUUUUGCCCAUCCUUCUUUGCAUGAAAGGUCAAACUCGGUCAGAUAGGACAGAGAGGGUCUGUGAAUGCCAGUUUCCAAGACUUAGUACAGAUUCUCCAUUUGAUUUAGGUCUAUACUUUGGCUAGACCAUUCUAACACAUCAAUUUCCACAUCUAACCCUUUCCAUUGUAUCUCUGAUUGUCUUCUGCAACUCCAAGCAGUUUUUUUUUCUAAGGUAAACUUUCUUGUUCAUGCUAAAGAAAAUCAUCUCACACCAUGACGUUGCCACCACCCUGUAACACAACAGGGGACGUGUAUUUAGUCAGCUUACCAAUUAGGUGACUUCUGAUGGCUUCAGUGUGUUUUAUUUUGAGGCAUCUAAUUAAAAGAGUCUGAAAACAUAGGAACACCAUGUUUUGUAUAUUUUUGUUUGGAGAAAACAAUAAAACCAUGUUCAUGCUUGUCAUUCAAAACAAUGUGAACAGUAUGCUCUGUUCUGGCCUCAAUAAGCUGUAAGCAUCAUUUAUUCUUUUUAGUACAUGCAUAUAUAAAAAGAAAAACACAAUGAAACUAGAUUUUUCUCUCCCAGAAUCUGUUGCACAUGACCCGUUAAAGUAAUCCCCCAUUUCUGGAAAAUGUCCCUAUGGAAACAAACCAUGGCUGUGCUCCUGGCCUCCAUCUCCCCCUGGGACCGAUCCUGUCAGGCGAAAUGGACCGGGCAAGGACUUUCCAUCGGGCGGUUUCUUUCCUUCUCCUUUUUUUGUGCCCUCCAGUUCCUGAUAAAGAUCAGCAAUCUGGCUGCUCUAUUUUUAGUCGUGAUAUUAUGGGGAGGGAGAAGGAACCCGGGAUGCUGUUUGCUGCCUGCAUCAUUCAGAACACUGAUGGGCUGUUUAUAGGCAGCGACCGUCCUGGACCGCUGUCGUCCCCCGUGCUCUAAGAUAAAUGACCUUAUUAGCGAAACAUUAAAAGGAACUAUUCAUCACACAUGGAGUUUUUCACCAGCUCAACCUCACUUUGAAGCAAAAUUGAAAUCAGUGUAUUGUAGAAAGUCAUCACCCCUGUAUUUGCUGUGAGCUGACAUCUCCUCUGUUGGUGAUUUGGGUAUGGGUUGAGAGCUUUAGUGUUGGAGUUCUUCCCUGCUACAGUCUUGGGAAGCGGGAAGGUUCUGAUGAUGGGUUGUUUUGGGUCAGAGGCACAAAUAACUUCAGGCUAUAUGAAGUCCUUGAUUUUCAGGGUGUCCCUUAAGGGAAAUACUCCAAGUCUCCAGGGGAGUUCAGCGCCAGUGUGGGUUGAGAGAGUUAUCUAAAAGGGUGAGAUUGGGAACCAACUUUUCUAAUCUGAAUCCAUUUUGUUUUUGGACGUCUGUGCUACGAGUGAGCUUUUUUAUAUAUAUAUAUAGAGAGAGAGAGAGAGAGAGAAAUGUUUGAGCAUAUGUCAUCCAAAGGGUUCACAGUCCCAAUUCUAAAUCAAGAAUUGAUUUAGAACCUUUAUUCCUAGACUUUGGCAAUAAUAAACUUUUCCGCAGCCUUAGGGACGUUUUGAACAGAGACUCAAAAUGCCCAAUGUUCAUGAACUAUGUUGUGAUUGCGGCUUCCACUGUCUGUGGCCUGAAGAUUGUUGGUGCUUUUAUAGUGGCAGCAACACCAGGACACUGAUGAACACCAGCUGAAGCAGGAGAUCUUAAGGAUAAAGUGAUGUCAUUCACAGACAUGUUUGCUUUUCGUGCUAUUUUCACACCUGAUAGUCCGGUAGAGUCAGUAUGAUUUCAGACUAAAAUGUCAACAUUUGUUACGUUUUCAAUUGGUGCAGUUACAUUACAUUAUCGAACAAACCAAACCCUUUGAAAAAAAAAACUGUUCUCUUCCCUCGCCUGUGGUGGCGCUGCAGCAGGAACCACUGAAGGAAAAACCGCUAAAGAAGAGAUGAGUGCAAUUUCCUUCGUCAACAAACAAAAAUGGAAUAGCGUCAGAUUUUAGCGGUUGCAGGAUUUUGGUAAAAGAGCACAAGCUCUUUCUCCUGUUAGUGUUAAACUUGUCUGUUUUUGGUUGUUGCCGGUCAAGUUUUGGAUUUGAGGAUAUGGAAAAUGUCGCCGUCCGGUGCUACUGUCAGAGCGGGGAGAACCAAAGGUAAGAGCGGCGGGGGGGAACUGACGUAAGAGCGGGUUGAAUACGUAAUAGACGGCGGGGGAGGAAACUGGUGGACGAGGGGCGUACAGGCGAGAAGAACUAACUUAAAAGCAGCGGCGCCAUCAUACGGGAUAUUUACGGGAAAAUAAUACCGGAGCACAGCGGGAAGGAGAUUAAAAAUUAUAGCUUCCCAGCCAAAACGGGAGACUUAGCAGGUAUGCAUUUACCCAGAAUGCCCUGCGCUAUAGUCCAGUUCCAGGGCUGGUGUGGAUGCACCCAAAGUCUCUAGGUAAAGUCAGUAAAUUUGCUGCUACUGGGAUUUUUUAUUAUUUUUAUUAUUAUUUCCUUGUUAAAUGUCGCUGUAAAGUGACCAGAAGACUUUUUAAAACUCUAAUUGUCACUAAUGAAAGAUGAUAGAUUCUUUUUUUGCUGCCAGUUAAAAUCAUUGCAUAAAAAUGUCACUAUUACUGGAACAGUCUUUUAAAUCCACCAGAUGAAUGUAAUAUAAAAUAAUUGGAUGGAUUCUGUGUUUGUUUGCUUCUUCCAGUUUCGACUCGGUUGACGGGGUCUAAUAAGUUGGUGUCGGACCCCCUCUUUCCCCACUGCUGAACAGAAUGGCGCGGUUACACCUUUCACAUUUAGAAACAAGACACUGAAAUGCAGAAAGAUUGCCUCUAUGCAAUCUUGGGGUAAUUGGGUCACUCAGAGGUUGCAGUUCUACAAACGGGUCUUACAUCAGGGGAUAAUGACGCAUGUAAUUAUGGGAAAAAUCACCCGUGGUGUGUCUUCUCGUUGAUUGAGCUGUGCUCAGAUUCCCUGAAGAUGUUCCUCUUCCCUCCUCUCACACUGUGGCGGCUGUCAGACGACGGGCCUUCUGGCAGACUGCUGCUUCGUGGCUCCUUACGGCAAAAUCUGCCAGCUGACGACUGGGAGUGCUUGGCUGUCUCGCUGAUAGGGAGCACCUGCUACUAUCUAUAGCAACUGAGGAUUGAUGAGUCACGUGGAGUUUGAUGAAAAGGAUCAAAAUGGUGAAAGAAAGGCUCGACCAAACCAAUCCAACCCAAUGUGAAAAGUAAUUGUACCAUUUGGGAAAUCCUGGUUGAACCGAUUAGGCUCGAGAGCUAAAUUUAAUCUGAUCAAAUCUGCGUCCAGGCUUGCUUUACAACAGAAUGUAUCAUCAAGAAAUUGCAUAGAAAAGACCUGUCCGACAACAUGAAGUAAGUUGUUAGGUCUCAAAAAGCAGCUCAUAGUGCCAUUUUCUGAGGAUUAAAUGUUUAAAAAAAAAAAAAAGGCAUUAGGACUUCAGCAAACAGCAUUUGGAGUCAUUAUCUGCCAAUGGACACAAGAUGGAACUUUCCCAGAAAGGAACGUAUCAAAUUUACUCCAAGAGCACGUUUGAGACUCAUCCAGAGGGUCACAGAAGAGCCCAGACCAACGUCUAAAACACUGCAGACCUCUAUCUCAGGUAAGGUCAGGGUUCAUGAUUUAACUAUAAAAGAACAACUGGGGGAAAAUGACAUGGGACAGUUUUGAGGCCAGAACUACAGCGAGGCAAAAAUAAAACAAAGGCAAAGGCCGGUCUUACACUUUCCUAAACAAAUAACUUGAUUUAACUUUAGUCAAAUCCUUCUCACUAUGAUCCUCUGAUUUAAACCAUCAGUAGGAUGCACUUUUAAUGUUUAUUCUUUUUACACACACACACAUAUAUGUAUAAUUUAUAGUUACAAAAAUUAUUCCUCAAUUACUGCGGUUUUCAAAUCUUCACAUUUUUUUUGUAAUUUGCUUAUUGCUCAAAUAAAAACGCAAUAAAAUAAAUUUGUGGGAUGACUUGUACUGUGCCCAACACCCCCUUCCCAGCCAGUUCUUCCGUCUUCUUCGUGGUUUGCGCCAGUGGCAACAUCCGGUUAUUGAUCAUGUGACUCGUGUGAUGAGGAAAAAAAGCGCUUCAGUUGCAGUUUUGCAAAAAAUAAUGAAACAAACCGAUUUUGAUACGGCUUUAAAACCUCACCUCAUCUCGCCAAAACUAUUCACAGGGGUCAGUCCUUAAAUAUGGAAACUGCAAUGAAGGACUGAGAGAACGACAGUAAACGAGGACGGAGUCAAGGGAGAGAGAGAGCCGUCCAAGAAAAGACGAGUAGGACACGAGAAUGGAAGGGAAAGAAGGGCACAAAGAAAAAGGACAUAAGAAGAAGGUCAGAAUGGAAAGGACACAAUGCAGAAAGGAACGACAGAAGGAAACAGAAAAAGGAAGAAAAGUGAGUCUAAAAGAAAGGCAGAACACGAGGAAGGCAAAGAAAGAUAAGAGAAAUGAUGCAACUACUUUUUUUUUACUCGCAUAAGGACUGAAGUCUGGAAAAUAAAUAUUUUUCCAGUCUCUUAUUUUUCUACCUUUACUCACACCUGUAAGGUACUCAAAUAUCAGUGCUUCUCCAGUCUGUUCUGAAACCUGAUGAAACUUCAUCAAUUCUAGCUUCCCACAGGAAGAACAGAAACCUUCCCUUUCCCCCAACUUUGUGGCAGCGCGCUCGGAAACCCUUCAUCUGGGCGGUGGUGCGGUGUGGUGGCUGGUGGGCGUUGGUCUAAGUCAGCAACUACAUUCAUCCUUGAACGCAAAGUGCAGCUGAAGACCUGUUGAUUCUGUUUUGUUCUCCAUCGGUUUUUCUUUUUCUUUGCUUUUCGUUGGGUUUGAGAGGCGUGAAUUUCUGACUGGCAUAUCUUUCUCCGCAGAUGCUUCUGCUGACCCUCCUGGCUCCGAAGAUGCGGGCGCGGAUCGGUUUUCACCGGCAACAGCAGCAGCAACAACAAUGAGAACGACGUGACAGAAGACGGAGCGGAUUAGUUUUUCCAAGACAGCCUCUAACGGUGAUGCCGUCAUCGAUUCCCAGAGAGCUGUUGCUGUUGCGCGUUCCGCUGUUUUAGGCGGCGUGCCGGACGCUGACGAGGCAGGCGGCUGUGCGUCUUGGAGAGGGGCAGGGGACGCCGGAGACGCGCAAGCAGCAGCAUCAACAUCAGCGGCGGCGGCUCCCCACAGUCUGCUCGGAUUCGGAUCAUCCGGCAGCCUCCGGGCGUCGCUGGGCCGUCAGAGCGGACCGCGCGAUGCGCACCGACCACCUCCGUCUGGGCGUCUCUCCCUGAGACCCCAUCGAGUCAUGUCUGAAACGGAGCGAUGGGCAAGUUCGACGACAACGAGAGGAUAAUCCUCAACGUCGGGGGCACGAGGCACGAAACCUACAAGAGCACCCUGAAGACCCUGCCGGGGACGCGCCUGGCCCUGCUCGCCUCCGACUCGGACAUCGACUCCGUGCUGGACCAGCUGCAACAAGUCCCCGGCUUCAUCGAGUACAACGCGCGGACCAACGAGUACUUCUUCGACCGCCACCCGGGCGUCUUCGCCUACGUGCUCAACUACUACCGCACCGGGAAGCUGCACUGCCCGGCGGACGUGUGCGGACCGCUGUUCGAGGAAGAGCUCUCCUUCUGGGGCAUCGAUGAGACGGACGUGGAGCCGUGCUGCUGGAUGACCUACCGGCAGCACCGCGACGCGGAGGAGGCGCUGGACGUGUUCGAGCUCAACGUGGACACCACCUGCGAGGAGGACGACGAGGUCGGCAAGAGGCUGGGGAUCGAGGACGUGGCGGCGGACGGGAACGUCAGCCUGUGGAGGAAGUGGCAGCCGGUGAUCUGGAACCUGUUCGAGGACCCGUACUCCUCCAGGGCGGCGCGGUUCAUUGCCUUCGCGUCUUUGUUCUUCAUCCUGGUCUCCAUCACCACCUUCUGCUUGGAGACCCAUGAGGCUUUCAACAAAAUCAUCAACAAGACCGACGCGCGGAACAGCAGCGAGCCGGACCCGGCCCCGCAGUACGAGAUUGAGACCGAUCCCGCGCUCACAUACGUGGAGGGAGUUUGCGUUUUCUGGUUCACCAUCGAGUUUCUUGUGCGCGUCACCUUCUGCCCAGUCAAGCUGGAGUUUGUUAAGAGCGUUCUCAACAUCAUCGACUUUGUGGCCAUUCUGCCCUUCUACCUGGAGGUAGGGCUGAGCGGCCUCUCUUCGAAGGCCGCCAAGGACGUCUUGGGUUUUCUCAGGGUGGUGCGUUUCGUCCGGAUUCUGCGCAUCUUCAAGCUAACGCGUCAUUUUGUAGGGCUUAGGGUGCUGGGCCAUACAUUGCGGGCCAGCACCAAUGAAUUUCUGCUGCUAAUCAUCUUCCUGGCGUUGGGAGUUUUGAUUUUUGCCACCAUGAUAUAUUACGCGGAAAGGAUCGGUGCCAAGCCCAAUGACCCCACGGCCACUGACCACACCAAGUUCAAGAACAUUCCCAUCGGCUUCUGGUGGGCCGUGGUGACCAUGACUACUUUGGGCUAUGGAGAUAUGUAUCCAGAGACCUGGUCAGGCAUGGUGGUAGGAGCGUUGUGCGCUUUAGCCGGUGUGCUGACGAUAGCCAUGCCUGUGCCCGUUAUUGUCAAUAAUUUUGGAAUGUACUACUCUUUGGCCAUGGCUAAGCAGAAGCUGCCCAAGAAAAGGAAGAAACACAUCCCUCAGGCAGUGCAGGGAAGUUCUCCGAUAUACUGUAAAGGGGACCUCAACUUGACCUGCAACAGCACUCAAGGUGACUUGUGCCACGUCAAAGGGGGUAGAUUACUAGAACGCAACCGUUCAGUUCUGUCGGCAGACUGCAGCGCUGGCAGCGACCUGAGCAUGUCUCCGGAGGAGAUGGUCCCCAUGCGACGGUCCAGCACCCGGGAACACGACCGGCGAAGUGGGGGCACGUGCUUCCUCCUGGCUGCCAGUGACUACACGUGCCCCGCCGACGGAGGGAUGAGAAAACCAGGUAACUGCACGUGCUAUGAGAAAUCCCGGAGCUUAAACAACAUUGCUGGCAUGGCCGGUAACACCCUGCGGUUGUCUCCCGUGACCUCGCCGUACGGAUCCCCCUGCCCGCUGCGCCGCUCCCGCUCCCCUAUCCCAUCCAUCCUGUGAGGCCUCCAGCCUAAAAAGAACGCCCGCCCUCCCUUCCUUCGGCAUCGUGUCUGAACUUGCAUAUUGCCUACAUCGCAGCUGAGACUUAACGCUGCCAGGCUGGCAAAUCUCAGCAAGCAAGGAAGGAGCGUGCGCUAACAUCCUUCAGUAACACGAUUAUUCCACUUUGUCACUUGGAGUUCCCUUUAGUUUGACGCUGUCAUUUGAGACUUGCAAUAAAGGAACCCUGACUGAAGUAGCCGCCAUCCACCAUGUGAUCCAUAUUUACUAAUCAGGGAUAUUAGAUGUUGCCAUAUUUAGAUGUCAUCAACCGAGACGUGCUUCCAGGGACAAAAAGAUAAAGAGAUGUCACAACAUUUCAACCACACACGACUGUCACUUUGCUUUAUGGUUUGGUGUUAUUUUUGGGGUUUGAAGCGGAACGAAACGGUGCGAGAGUGUAAGUUUCAUCUCGCACGAGCACCGACAGCAGAGCCUGCUCAUGUUUGUGCAAGGAUCUGGUUUGGCAAACAGUUCGAAGGAGGAGAAAAGCUUGAGGAUUUAUAUGCAUACAUACAUAAAGAUGUGUCUUUGUUUUAGUUUUAUGGUGUAGGGAUUGUGUUUUUUUUCUUCCUUUUUUUUUUUUUUUUUGAUUCCACUGAGUGCCACCAAACUUGCUGUGUUUCUGGUUGUUUACUGGCAGAUAACUGCAAAGAGGUGGUCUUUACUGGUUUCACACAAGCAGAGAGCAGCGUUCUAUCUUAAUGGCUUUGGGAGAUGGAACCACCAUGGCAGAAAGGUAACACUCUGACGGGACCCCUGGCAUCAGCUUUCAGUGCAGAACACGUAUUUGGUUUGUCGUCUUGUCUCUUUACUAAAGCGGGAUUCAUUGUAGUGAUCGGAAUAUGCUGGUGUUUUAUUGUAGAGACAAGCACAAGGCUUCAUAAAGUCACAUGCAGCAUUUUUCUCCAGUGCAUUAUUAUUAUUAAACUGUUAAGAUUGCAAGCAUAUAUUAACGAAACAAGCAAACUCAGGUUCAAGUGUUUCUAGGCAUAGGUUGGUAAGAGAUUCAAAGCUUCUUCAAGCCUGUUAGCUCUGUCAACUCAACAACUACUUCCUUUCCCACUUCAAAAUAAGAGCCACAAUCAUAGACGGAACAAUUACUAACACAAACUCAAAGCUGAAGUGAAUAAUAAGCCAUUUAUUGCUGGAGCUAUUGCUAACUCUAAACAAAACAGCAACCAUAUUGGAUUUUAAGGUCAGGAUUGUUAAAAAUCCACCAACAAUAUCCACUUACUUUAGAUUUCAAUAAGCAAUAUAAAGUUAGGAAACAUCUGUUUCAUUACUGUCUUUAAUUUUUAAUAACUGGAACAUUUGUCCUUACACUUUAACACUGUAAAGUGUAAGCUAGCUGACGAACAGUGCUCAGCAACAUGUCGGGGAGGGCCAGCUUUACUUUCCAGGUCAAGGAGUUAAAUGACUCGAGGCAACCAAAAAAAAAAACAACCUUCAGACGACGUCAGCCAUGUUUUCAAAGGGGACAGUUUAUGUGGUCGCGCAAUGUUUGGUGCGAUUGAGAAAGUUGGAAAAUAACGAGAGGAAAUUCUGGGAGAAGGACCCAAAACACCAUCAGUUUGAUAAGAAUAACAAAAUUAAUUAGCAUAGCAUCACAGCAUCAACAAUAACUUAAGCAGAUGGAUGCAUUUCUGAUUCUUGAACCAAUUUUACCUCCUCCAGUCGCGAUGAAAAAGCUAAAUCCAGUAGUUAGACAUUCUUAAAAUGUUAUGUCAUAUUAAUGUUAUAUUAUGCAGUACAAAUGAAAGUUUGUUAGUCGCUUGUGCACGGGCUCUCAACAACCUUCUAGAACAUCCUCCAUAAUUUAUUAAACUCCACCACUCCCUGAGAAUAAACAAGUUAUGGGAGGACUCAACUAUAAUAGGUUGGGAAUACCUUUAAUCCCCUAAAUUUAGUAAUUAUUCGACAGAGUAGUUGACUUCUAAAAGUAUCUGAUAGCCAGAACCUAACUCCUUGUAAAAAUUCAACCAUUUACUCUGAUUUUUUUUACAACUGUGUGGGGAAAAAAAAUCCAAAAGAUACACAGCACAUGCAUCAGGCGUAAAUGUAACCGAACAAAUGUUCCAUGUGAUUUCUUUUAUCAAUGCUGCUGUUGCAGAAACAUUGUUGCGAAUUUGUAAUAUUUCAAAAAUCACAAGACGUUGUUCCCGUUCUGACCGCUAGGUGGCAGUCAAGCGUUUUCAAUAUGAUUCCUGGUCUGUAGAGAAAAUUCAUCAACUGGCGCUUUGGCUCCAGCAACACUCAGAGGCAAAUUUGAAACAAUAGCUGGAAAUUAUAUGAACACUUUUAGCAUUUUGAUUCAAAAUGGCCUGUUAGGAACCUUUCUAUGUCUUGACAGCGCUAACUGUUACCAGCCCAUACCUAGAUGUUACCAGUUUGCUUUAGGAAAUACUCACUAAAAAGUGAGUUGUUGUUUUGUUUUUUUUUCUUUGAAGCAACUCUUACACCAGACAGAUAAAACCUGCACUAUGUGAAACCCAUCCUCACAGUGCGUCUUUACCACAAGCGCAUGGUUGCCUGGCAACUGGCUCACAGCAAGAUGCAUCUUACACACAGCUUGGCAAGAAGAAAAAAAAAAACUUGGUUAAAAACAUUUUUUUUUUCCUCUUGAUUUCACUGCAAACUCCUUAUUUAUCUCCCUUCCCUCCACUUAAGUCACUGAAAUGCAUCACGCAGUUCGUAGAAUCUCAUGUUGCAUUUUGAGCGCGUGACCGAUCUGGUCCUUUGUGAGAUGUGAUGUUUUUGAAAGAUGUGUCCGUGUUUCACUGAAACCAUUCAUUCCUGUUUGAAUGCCAGUGGGAUAAGACUGUCAUCAGUAGUGGCGACCUAUUGCGGUGGGAGACCGCCCUCUGAACCCACCAGUGGGAACCACGAGGCCACUGCUACCGGACAACACGGAGGACCCUGCAAAGAAGCUAAUGACUGACAGCAACCCAGCUUACUGUUCUGCCAACAAGGAAGAGACUUAUUGGUAAAACAACAACAACAACAACAAAAUUCUGGGAGGACUUUGAUAUGUUAAGCCCUCUCACGUUGUUAUUAUUAUUUUAUUUUCCUGUUUCGGAAUCGGAGGGGGGGCGAUUGAAAAAAAGAAAGAAAAAAAAUGGUCCUUAAGGAGAAAGUUUAUGACAUAGACAUUGCUCCUGUAAAUACAAUAACUCCAGCACAUCUGGGCCAAGUGGCUCUGUCCACACAUCUGUCUUUUGAUGGCGAGUCGGGUAUCAAGGUGGGCGCUAUGGUAGCUGCGUAGUGUCGUGACACUCGGCAUCGAUGCCUUUUCUAGCUGUGGUAUCUCCUUUCCAUCGCAAUAAGUGUAUUAAGGCGUAUCCGUUGAGGCACUUUGUGUUUUUGAAAAUGGAGUGUUAAUCGUACCAGAUACUCUACUUACGGUAUAUACAGCGUAGAGAGACAUAAUGUGCUAAGCUGAAUAAAUACAUCGCAGUCAUCUAUGCUUACUUCUUAUUUGGUGACAUGCUUCAGGCCCCGCCCACGCUAACACCGGGAUUUCUAUUCUUUCUUUGUUUACACUUCCCUUCUGCAAACCAACCAAUUUUCAAUUGGAAAUAAUUUGACAUUUUAAAGUAAAGUCUGUUUGGGGUGUUUACAUGCACACUGGAUUCAGGUAAUGUUAGCCCACUGCGGCUCACUUCACCCCUUUGCCUUGCAUUGCUUUUUGGUUCCUUCCCAUAUCCAUUUCAGACAUUUAAGCAAACUCCAUUUUAUAUAGUUUACACCCUUAAACAAUUAUAUGUUUGAUUAGUUUUGUUGUAGUUUAGUAUUUUCAGAAAUGAGAAAAAAAUAAAUGGACGUGAAGAUGAAACCAGGCUUCCUCUUCCCUGAAAUCAGUUGCUAUGUAAAAGAUUUGAGUUUAUGAUACUACAUCAGACACAAAACGUUAUACAGCAUUGUUUGUUGAUGGAUAUUUUUCAUUGGAGUGAUAUAAACUCAUUUUCUCCUACAUAAUGAGUCAAAAAAGGAAAUUGUCAUUGUAUUCCCUUGUCUGGACAGGUGAAUUGACACACGAUCAAUGAAAUUGGAUGGCACCAUUUCAUAUAAAAACAAAAAAAUCUGAUAAAAAUGAUCAAAACUUUAACGGUAGUAUCAGUGAAAUGAUUAGCACCUGAAGAAGAAACACAACAGUCCAAAAUGUUCAAAUAAAUGUAUAAACACAAAUCUAUGUUCAUUAAGCUUCAAAUAUAAUAGAAAACAUUUUCCCUAUCACUGCUUUAGCCGUGCUCAUUAUCUUCUUUGGAAUUUAAAUCUAGUGAAUGUUGACAAUAUUUCCACCUACUGGUGCCGAAUUGCUAUAGCAGCUUUUCUUAAUGGCAUUUUACAGAUUUAAAGAGGGGGGGGGGAAAAAGAUCAGUUGUAAAUGUAAUGUAAAUCUGGCGUAGCGUAGCCGGGGCCUCGGUAGGCUAAGUCACAAACGUGAGUGUGUAUGUCUAUAUGUGUCCCCAAAAACUCUACCAGGUGGAGAGCUGGGGUUUGAAACACUAGUUCAGGGGAGACCAGUGAGUGGACCUGAUGCUGAAUCUUCCAGUUAGUGUUAGCACAAGCGCUCUCCCUGCGAUGCAGCUACCAUUGUAGAAGCCUCCCAUUUCCCCCCACACACACACCCCCUCUCCCACUAACCCCAGCCACCAAUACCUACCUGGUGCAUUUAGUGCUGCAGAUUUUUUUUCUCUCUUUACAAACCAAAAUGACUCUUAACAUUACUCCUCAUUAUUUCUGGUCGCUACAGAAAAAAGGAAAAAAAAAAACAACUGCAUGACUUGAUUCUUCCAAGCUUUGUUUCCUCCAGCCCCUUAAACCUCCCCUCCCCGUCCCCCCCACUCUGUUAUGGGGACGGAGCAAAAAGUGUAGCAGAAAUUUCACCGCGUUCCGAAGCGGGACUUCUAGAGCGGUACGCGUCUGCACUUGUAGCAACACUGUGUGCCCACACAAUCACAUCGGCUUUGCAAUAAGCAAAACGGGAAAGGAAGGGGGAAAAAAAAAAAAAAAAGCACCGACCCACACUGUGAUUUCAGCAGCCAGUUAAAGUAGGAACGGAAAUAAAACGAAGCCCCCCAAAAACCGGCUGUUUGUUUGGUAGCGACCUGCGCGGUUGUAGGCUAGCUGUUCCAAGUUAUCGCCCCGUACACACAAUCCUCCUUGUGUAGUAACCACACGCUGCUUUACUCUUUUGAACUGUCAAAGGAGAACCGUUCUUGUGUAAUUCUAGGAUGAUGUUGUGACUUGAAAACAAACGGACAACAAGAAAAAACAAACAAAAAAACAAAAAAAAGGGUGUUUAUUUUUUUGAAUCCAGAACACGUAUUUUUGUGCCAUGCUGUUGAUGACCCCACCGCUCUGAACGGUGGAAGUCAUGGUGGUCUGAUGGUGUGCUUCUCCGUCGUACGUUCAAACUGUCGACGCUUUUGACCCGAGUUCACAUUUCGUACGUUUUACUGUGAGGAAAGUUCCGGUUUUAAGUGUGUGUUUGUGGCGCUUUUUGUUGUCAUUCUAAAAUGCAUGCUAAAAAAAAAUAAAUAAAUAAUAAAGUCACUAUGUCAAUCUGUACAAAAAAAAGUUGAAGAAAUGACCUCCUGUAUAUCAUUCUGUGUAUAGAAUUAAGGUAAAUGCUAUGUGAAAGACUCACAUAAACUAUUUAUCUUUUA
Molecule: messenger RNA, 14756 nt
Organism: Xiphophorus hellerii (green swordtail)
Lineage: Eukaryota; Metazoa; Chordata; Actinopteri; Cyprinodontiformes; Poeciliidae
Gene: kcnc2
Product: potassium voltage-gated channel, Shaw-related subfamily, member 2
Exons: 4
Coding region: 7237-9045 (602 amino acids)
Biological process (GO): potassium ion transmembrane transport; action potential; protein homooligomerization
Cellular component (GO): postsynaptic membrane; presynaptic membrane; voltage-gated potassium channel complex
Molecular function (GO): delayed rectifier potassium channel activity; protein binding
Source: RefSeq, a predicted model, not a curated record